Molecule: messenger RNA, 1795 nt
Organism: Fukomys damarensis (Damara mole-rat)
Lineage: Eukaryota; Metazoa; Chordata; Mammalia; Rodentia; Bathyergidae
Gene: Tor3a
Product: torsin family 3 member A
Exons: 8
Coding region: 1-1203 (400 amino acids)
Cellular component (GO): nuclear envelope; endoplasmic reticulum lumen
Molecular function (GO): ATP hydrolysis activity; ATP binding
Source: RefSeq, a predicted model, not a curated record
AUGUGGGACUCACUACCCUCCUGUUUGACUGCCAAGGAUUUCCUCUCAGAGCUGUUGCACAAGUGGAGGCACUUGGUUGGCGGGAAGGUUCAGAGGGGCCUAAGAGCGAUUGAGAGCGGCCGUUUUAGUCAUGAUAUCAUCUUCUCGGCAACUCCAAACACUCCCCCGAAUAGCCUGAUUUCUGGGAGGCGGCGGUACCGGGUGCUCUUCAGCUGCCAGGUGUGGCCCGACGACUGCGAGGAGGAUGGCGAGGCUGAGGCGGGCCGCCUGGGCCAGCGACUUGUCCAACUGGGCCAGAGGUCCCUGGACGUCCUGACCAAGUGGUACAGCAGCUUCCAGGACUGUGACGGUGGCGACUGCAGGAUCCACAACGACUUUUCAGGUUUAGAUUCAGACCUGAGUGUGCGGCUGCAUGGCCAGCAUUUGGCCCAGGAGCUGAUCCUAAGAACAGUGAGAGGCUACCUAGAGAUGCCCCAGCCAGACAAGGCCCUGGCACUCUCCUUCCACGGCUGGUCUGGCACAGGCAAGAACUUCGUGGCACGGAUGCUGGUGGAGAACCUGUAUCGGGAUGGGCUUAAGAGUGACUGCGUCAAGAUGUUUAUUACCAUGUUCCAUUUUCCACACCCAAAGUACGUGGACGUGUACAAGGAGCGGCUGAUGGACCAAAUCCAGGGGACGCAGCAGCGCUGCCAUCAGAGCCUGUUUAUCUUUGACGAGGCCGAGAAGCUGCACCCGGAGCUGCUGGAGCUCCUUGGACCACACUUGGAACGCCAGGCUCCUGAGGUCCGCAGGACCGAGUCUCAAAGAACCAUCUUUCUUUUCCUCAGUAACCUUGGAGGCAACGUCAUCAAUGAGGUGGUCCUGAAUUUGCUUAAGGCUGGAUGGGCCCGGGAAGAAAUUACAGUGGAACACUUGGAGCCCCGUCUCCAGGCAGAAAUUAGGGAGUCCACAGAGAGUGGCUUUGGCCACAGCCGUCUUGUGAAGGAAAACCUGAUUGACUUCUUUGUCCCUUUCCUGCCACUGGAGUACCGUCAUGUGAGACUGUGUGUACGAGAUGCUUUCCUGAGCCAGGGGCUUCUGUAUACAGAAGAGGUCCUAGACGAAGUUGCCAAGAUGAUGACCUAUGUUCCCAGGGAGGAACAACUCUUUUCUUCCCAGGGAUGCAAAUCUAUUUCCCAGAGAAUUAACUAUUUCUUGCCUUGAAGGCUCAAUGAAGACUUCUCAAGAUGCUUUGUUCCACUGACAAAACUCUGGGACUUGCCAGGUCACUGGUUGGCAGCCAACAAUGGCCAACACACAACUAGUGCAUAAAAGGCAAGGCUUAACUCUGGAAGCAAAAUCAAUUCUUAGAAUCACUUGGUGCCUUAUAGACCCACACUCCAAAAUGUGGGCCAGGAAGCUAGAAAAGCCAGAAGGAGAUGAGCAAAGUCCAAGGGCUUGUUCACCCCAUGAUGGCCUCGUUGGCAUUGUAGCUCUUACUGGCAGAUGGCUGGAUUGGGUUUUGUGCUUCCAAGGCUGUGGGAUACUUGGUUUAGCGAAGAGAAAAGUUCUAUGGCCCAGUGAAGGAGAGAAUACCUUGAGUUUGCAAGGUAAGGGGGCUAGUUCUAAAGUUAUUACUCUUAGAAAGCUGAGCAGCUUCUGUUUGUGAGGGCAUCAGCAUUAGGCUAAAAGGAAAAGUGCACAGAAGAAGAUACUUUUAAAAUCAUCUAAGUGUUCUUCUGGUCUGCAGAUUGAAAAACAAAAUUUGGUGGAGAGGGUGAGACAGGGUCUCACUAUGUAGUUGAGACUGACCUGG